This is a messenger RNA of Endocarpon pusillum Z07020, 1125 nucleotides long. RefSeq lists its product as uncharacterized. Bases 1 to 1125 code for a protein of 374 amino acids. Gene Ontology annotation, cellular component: cytoplasm; nucleus. The transcript has 4 exons. The record is from RefSeq and is a predicted model, not a curated record. Gene Ontology annotation, molecular function: cyclin-dependent protein serine/threonine kinase activity; ATP binding. Lineage: Eukaryota; Fungi; Ascomycota; Eurotiomycetes; Verrucariales; Verrucariaceae. Gene Ontology annotation, biological process: protein phosphorylation.
AUGGGAGUGACGAAUAGUCUUGAUUCUACGGUAGCCCAAGCCUACGCAAAAGAGCUCGAGGGGCAAAUCUAUGACCAAGUGACAUCGAAGGAUGAAUAUGAUACUGCUUGCACCAAUAAAAUAAAUGAGCUGAAGCAGCAGAGCCCUCUUGUUGAGUCAAGGGCAUCUGAACCUGAAGCAGAUGGGUUGUACCUCCAGGGCCCAGACUAUGGACCAUACCGGAAAGCAACCUUCUACAAGCAUGGUCGUUUCUCUAGCGUGUUCAAAGCUGUUGAUAAGGAUCAGGUUGAUGAUAUGGAUGCGCCAACAUCAAACCUCGUAGCUCUGAAAGUCACAACGCCAUCUGCAAUGACUCCGCCACACGAUUCCGAGCGAGAAGCUAGAAUUCUCCAGGAAGCCAGAUCUGAGUCUGUCAUCCAACUCCUCUCGACUAUGUGGCAACCUGGUGGCCGCCUGGUCCUUGUCUUUCCUUUCGUACCGGUGGACUUAGAGACAUUGAUGCAAAGCUCAUCAGUGGAGCAAAAGGAUGUGAAAAGUAUAGCUCGUGAUUUGUUUAAAGCGUUGUCCCAUCUGCAUUCUCUACAGAUCAUCCAUCGUGAUGUGAAACCAUCCAAUAUACUGCUUCGAUCACAGACCGGCCCUGCCUAUCUUGCCGAUUUUGGCAUUGCUUGGUCGCCAAAUGAUCCAGCUUCCGAACCCGCUCAGGAGAAGAUCACUGAUGUGGGAACAACAUCGUACCGCCCACCAGAGUUGCUGUUCGGAUACAAGGCAUAUGACACGUCACUCGAUCUUUGGGCAGCUGGCUGCACGGUCGCUGAGAUGAUCCGACCUUACCAUCGAAGUAUCUUUGAUGCAGGAGAUCUCGGGAGUGAGCUCGCAUUGAUCAGAUCCAUCUUCUCGACAUUGGGCACUCCAGACGAAGAGUCGUGGCCUUCAGUCAAACAGUUUCCCGACUGGGGCAAGAUGCGGUUCGUCGAUUAUCCUGCGAAGCCUUGGUCAACGAUUCUCGACGGCGCUAUCGAUCUGGAAGUGGAAUUUGUGAGCAGUCUUGUUCAAUAUGAGGCUACUCGGAGGAUGACCGCGGCUCAGGCUCUGAGCCAUACGUUCCUGAAAGAGGUCCUAUGA